Ectocarpus sp. CCAP 1310/34 is the source of this 1624-nucleotide messenger RNA. Lineage: Eukaryota; Phaeophyceae; Ectocarpales; Ectocarpaceae. The record is from the annotation of a GenBank genome assembly.
CACUACAGAGUGUGUUGCCCUCUGUCUCUGCUCUGGGGUUGCCAACGUGAGGCACGACCAGGUGUAAACGUUUCGACCAGGCUGCAUGACGAUGACAUCCGCUACUAGAAAGCUUUAUCUGGUAGCGACGAUGAUCUGCGCGACGUCGUUGCGGUGUGACGCGUUCUCUACAACAAGCUCGUGCAGCAAUAGUCAGCACAUCAUGUCGAACAGCCCUACGACUCCGAGGACGGGCCGAGGGCGCUGCGGAAGCUCAAUGGAGAUGCAGGGAAGGAACGAAGACGGACAGAAACGAAGAAUAAGCAACAGCAGCAGUGGCAGCGUGAACCGGGGUGGCUUCGCGCGAGCUGCAGCGGCGGCAGCGCUCACUCUAACCAUUGCCGGGCAACAAACGACGUCUCCCGCACGGGCCGUUGGCGUUCAGCCCGGAGAGAGAACGACCGCUCCUCCCAACGCGUUGCUCCUUGUUCCUGCUCUUCGCGCGAAGCUCGCGGUCCAGAGCGUGCUGAAGCUGAUGAAGGACCCAGAGAAGUGGGACGAGGCUCGGGAGGCCCUCAAAUCGCCCCCGCUAGCCCCGGCCGACUUCAAGGAGUGCUUCCGGACGUACAGUGACGCGGAUCCCGAGCAGCACUUGGCGUUCGACCUCUACCGCAUACAGGCGCAAGACGCCCUCAAGGCGGUCUCCGAGCUGCUGGCGUACCUAGCGUCCGAGAAGAACAAGGGCUCCAACAUCGACCGAGAUGAUGUCGAAGACCUCGAGGAGGCGGGCCGCUCGGUGCUGCAGGGCAUAGACGAUUUCCUGGCCCUCGCCCCUCGCGAAGACGUCUUGAUGGUGGCGAAAAACACCGCUGACCAGGCGCGCACCGCCCAGGCGGCCAGGCCAAGGAGCACGGGGGCACCGACGGCGUUGGGGGGGGGUCGGGAGCUGGAAGGCGCCGUUGUCGGGGAGGGGGCGUUUGUCGCGGGCGCCUGGGUGGGGAAGUAGGUAUUGUAUGAGUUUUUUUUAUCAUUUUUAGUUUGAUUAUUGGGGUUUGGGUUUGUAGUUGCCGUUUUGUUUAUGUUGUUCAGUUUGAUUCGACGAAAAGUCCAUAGAUUUACACUUAUCAUAGGAAUAUUUACUUGCUGUGGUGAGACGUUACGACACCGUCGCCGUUUUUGUGUAUCCCCUUGCUGCCAGGUGCUCGAUGGUGGGUGUCCGUUUUAAACCAUCCUGACAUCUUGUAGAAUAAACCUGGACACCGCGUUAUUGCCUGACCAGCGAGCAAUAAACAAUUGUCUACACCCCACCGGACGGAGUGGUGUGUUUUGUGAGUUUGGUGCAGUGUUUGCUUCGUUCGGUGGGUAACACACAGAAUACGGCGUAGGCAGUAUCUAUCCGCCGGUGCAUGCUUCAUGUUCGUUGCGGCGAGGUACGCACUUGCGUCAUGGCACGGUCAUUGACAGAAACCGACAUCAGCACCAGCAGAGCAGCGGCAUGUGUGGGAGGCGGGAACCAAGGUAGAUAGUCAGAACAUAACGGGGAAAAUGAGCACUAGCUGCCGGUUUCAGAGGUAGGCGAGCAACAAGCCUCAGCGAAUCGCAGCGUCAUUUUCUCAGCGUCAGGAGGAUGAGCCUUCCUCGAUUU